CAUCAAGGGAAAAACUCUUCAUCUCUUUUGUGUAUUAUUCAACUUUGAGCAAUCAUUGCUUGACUUGUAUUCAUGGGGUCUGCCAUUAAUUUGCACGUUUGUUAACUUAAAAUAAUGCUUCUUCUAUAUAGAUCCCCUCAAAAGCAAGGACUCUGAAGCGGGAACUGAAAAUCAGAGAAGAUAUAUGUUAUAGAGCAAGAAACUGGGUUUUGGCGUAUAUACUUGCUUGAUUCGGUUGUUGGUUCUCUUCUCUUGGAUCAAUUGGUGAUCACUCUCAUUGCUAUCAGGGAAAGGAUCAGGAGCAGAUAUUUUGUGUGCCAGAAUCUUGGAUCAUUUUGAGGCUUUCGAUAAAGCAAGCCUUUUAGCUGGGGGUUCUGAAUUUCCUGCCAUGGAGCAACAGAAAUGGAUUGUUACAGUUGUGUUAGCCUUCAUCGUGGCAAUGUUGCCUUUCACUUUUCGAAUCCUGGAAUCGCAUCAAGUUCAGCAUUUAUACAUGGGGGAACUGACAAACAUGAUAUUUGGCAAGCUGGGAGGCUGGGCUUCCAGUAACCACCACGACCUUAGCAUAGACAAGGCUGCAAGUAAAGUCAUUGGGCCAAACUUAACAGCGUGCCAUCCAUCUUAUGGUCGUCCAGAUCUUCUUGUUUACUGUUGCCCUGCCGGAUUUGAAACGCCAGGGCCCUUUGUCGAUUUCCAGUUUCCUGAUCCUAAAUCACCUCUACGAGUGCGGAGGCCAGCCCACCUUUUGGACGAGAACUACAUCGCCAAAUAUAAUAAGGCCUUGUCGAUCAUGAAGUCCCUCCCAUAUGAUGAUCCUCGAAAUUUUGUCCGUCAAGCCAACUUGCACUGUCUCUUUUGCACUGGAGCCUACGAGCAACAAAACUCCGAUACUCCUCUCAAUAUUCACAGAACGUGGUUAUUCUUUCCCUGGCACCGCAUGAUGAUCUACUUCCACGAACGCAUCAUUGGUAGUCUAGUUGGAGAUGACACCUUUGCUUUGCCCGUUUGGACUUGGGACAUCCCAGAAGGAAUGAUGAUUCCAGAUUUUUAUGUGAACAGAAGCUUAACUUUCUUUCAUUCAGAGCGUGAUUUUUCACAUUUUCCACCACAGAUGGCAGAUUUAAACUAUGUUUCUGACAGAAAUUUAAGUCCUGAAGACCAAUUAGACACAAACUUGGCAUUUAUGUAUAGCCAAAUGGUAUCUGGUGCAAGGAAGACAGAAUUGUUCAUGGGAUGCACGUAUAAAGCCAACGAGGGGUAUUGUAAUGCGCCUGGCACUGUAGAGAGUGCUCCUCACAACACUUUGCACACAUGGAUUGGCAGCAAUUUGAAUCCUGGAAGGGAAGAUAUGGGCAAGUUUUACUCAGCAGCAAAAGACCCCAUUUUCUAUGCACAUCAUUCCAAUAUUGAUCGGCUUUGGGAGGUUUGGAGGGAGAUUCAUAACCAUCAAUUGGACAUCAAAGAUCCAGAUUGGCUUGACUCUUUUUGUUUGUUUUACGAUGAGAACUUGAAGCUGGUAAAGAUCAAGGUUCGUGAUGUUCUUGAUAUUACCAAACUUGGUUAUUCUUACGAGGAGGUUGACCGUCCUUGGCUGGAAAAACGCCCCUCACCUUCAGUUCCGCCAAAAUUCGCUCGUCAGAUAUUAAAAUUGAAAGAGAAUGAGAAACAAUUUCAAUUGUCAGGCAACCAUGUUUCAUCAUCUGAUUUCGGGUCCCAAGGUCGAGCUCUAGACACUAGCUUGACAAUAAAGGUUAACAGAUCUAAAGAUCAUUCGAUAAAGAGGGAGAAAGAAGAGGAAGAAACCAUAGUUGUGCAUGGAAUUGAAGUGAAAGGAGACGCAUAUGUUAAGUUCGAUGUGUAUGUAAAUUUGAUUGACGAGACAAUAAUCAGUCCAAAGUUCAGGGAAUUCGCAGGGACCUUUGCUCACAUCCCUGGUGGUGGAGAGAUGAUGAAGAGGAAGAUCAAUCUUAAACUGGGGGUGUCAGAACUAUUGAAAGAUUUGGAAGCCGAUCAAGAUGAAAGCAUCUGGGUAACACUGUUACCAAGGACAACAAGUUGUAGCAAUGUCACAAUUGAAGGGAUACAAAUUGAGUACAUCAAAUAAUCCAUGAAAAUUAUUUCAUGUCUCCUUUACUUUGGAGAUCUUAUUGUAGCCAAUAUAAAAGAGAUGACUAAGGAUUUAUUAUUAUUAUUAUUAUAUUAUGCAAA
This is a messenger RNA of Durio zibethinus, 2208 nucleotides long. Its product is annotated as aureusidin synthase-like. The record is from RefSeq and is a predicted model, not a curated record. NCBI's taxonomy places the organism in Eukaryota, Viridiplantae, Streptophyta, Magnoliopsida, Malvales, Malvaceae. Gene Ontology annotation, molecular function: catechol oxidase activity.